AGGUCCCAUACCUGUACUGCCUGCCUACACCAAAAUAGUAACUAUGUGCACAUACAAAUUCUUUUGUGGGAACAUUUUAUACUUUUGUGUGCAGUUUUUAAAAACUGUGUGCUCAGGUCAGAAUUAAUACAAAAUUUAGUUUAUUCACUCAAAAUUCUUGUUUUUGUGCGAGCGCACGAUCGGACUGCUUAGAGGGGUGCAACUAAAUGAUAAGGACACAUAUGUUGGAAACGAGUUUAUUUUUCAUUAUUUCCAUAGUUACAGCUUUUAUUGUCAUGCCAUUGUUUCAGAUAAUAUCACUUUGUGCAGUAUAGUUUAUACAGUCAUGCAGCUGCUUUAUAAUUCUUUAAGUGUAAUUGACCAGUUUUGUGUUUCCAUGGUUACAGCUUUCAUUGUGAUGUCAUCCGUUCCAGUAACAACUUUGUGUUUCCAUGGCUACAGCUUUCAUUGUGAUGUCAUCAGUUCUAGUAACAACUAGAACAAUGAAGUGUUUGAUAUUAUGGAAUGGUUUCCAUGGUUACAGCUUUGUGAUUUCAUUAGCUAAAGUAACAUCUUCUUGUGCAGUGCAGUGUUUGUCAUUAGUGUAGAAAUGGCAGGAGCAGAGAUGGAGCUGCUUUUGUUUUUUCUAACUAUUUUUCAUCUUUUUCAACAAUUUGAAACCUCUAAUCGAAUAAUUUGUGGAAACCGACCUUUGUAUGAAAGUUUUUACUGGUCCCAGGAAGUAAAUGGAGUGAGUACAGCACAAGGAAAAUGGCCCUGGUUAGUCAGUAUCCAGCAAAAGGAAGGAGAUAGAUAUGAACACAUCUGUGCAGGGAUCAUCCUCAACACACAGUGGGUUGUGACUGCUGCCCACUGCUUCAACAAUCUGAAUGGUGAGAACACAGCGAGCACGUUGCGGCUAGUGUUUGGAAUACGGACCGUAACGGCAGACAUACCCCAGAAUUUGGUCCGUAAAUUUCAGAAGAUCAUUCGGCACGAAGAAUAUAAUCCGCAGAAUGCGCACAACGAUAUCGCCUUGAUACAAGUGGACAAACCUAUUGAAUUCAACAGCGAGUCUCAAGUCGCUUGUAUUCCCAUGCCGUCUGCUCAACUUCAGCACUUUACAGAGUGUUACAUUGCAGGAUGGGGUAGUCAUGAUGAAUCUGCGGAACCAGUGAGAAUCAUGCAGGAAGCAAAGGUUGAGCAAAUUUGA
Molecule: messenger RNA, 1192 nt
Organism: Xenopus laevis (African clawed frog)
Lineage: Eukaryota; Metazoa; Chordata; Amphibia; Anura; Pipidae
Product: acrosin-like
Exons: 4
Coding region: 590-1192 (200 amino acids)
Source: RefSeq, a predicted model, not a curated record